Lecanosticta acicola is the source of this 1240-nucleotide messenger RNA. The record is from the annotation of a GenBank genome assembly. Lineage: Eukaryota; Fungi; Ascomycota; Dothideomycetes; Mycosphaerellales; Mycosphaerellaceae.
AUGGCCACAGCUACGCCGGGCGAGCAGCAACCAGCUGCGCAGCUCACACCCACCGAAAAAUUCUUCCGCUUCUUCCAGCAUGAAGUUACAGGUCAGACAGCCGGACUCGGGAGCUUGGAACAGGCGCAGCAUGGCUGACUUGGAGACUUCAGACUUGCGACAGUCCAUGGAGCGUAUCAAGGGACUUGGCGCGAUCUACGGCGAGCGUUCAGACGCCAUCGAUCACUGUCGUCAGUCAAUCUCACGCCUGUCCAGCGAAGUCCAGGAUGCCUCCUCCUAUCUCCCCGCUUACGACCAGCGAGCGUACAGCGACACGAUCAAAGCUCUCAAUACAAAGCUACAAGAAGUCCGCGAGGCCGGCGCUCCCCGACAGAAAUUCUCUUUCAACAAAUCCGGCGCCAUGUUCACGGCCAAGAAGAAUGAAUCGGCAAUUAGCCUUAAUGACGCCGCCGAGCUCGCCCGACAGAGGCAGAGGCAGAUAUCCGGUCCCGUAGCUGACAGAUCUAACGACUCCAGCUGUGCAAACACGCCUGCCUCCAACCGGACGCCAGAGCCCGAGAAGGUCGAUGAAGCCGAAGCCCAGGACAGCGGUACCGAGAUCAAUCAACCCGGGAGUGGCGGUCUUUUGGCUCCUGAGACUGCACGCGUCCGAACUCCCUCUUUCUCUGGAAGCAAGUCCGUCACCAUCGGCGACCGCGAAAACGUUCACAUCGUCUUGCCGACAGCCGCCAGCCACGCUACCAGUUCAGCCACCGUAUCAAACCUGAGGCAUUCGGUGGUAGAUAUGUCGCAGCCGACCACUCAGGGACAGCCAUUUGCCACAUUGACUUUGAAGAACAUCAAAUCAUCACUGGUAGUCUGCGGGCAUGUCAGCGGAGCGGCACACCUCACGAACAUCCGAAACUCCGUCAUCGUUGUUGCAUGCCGGCAGUUCCGGAUGCACGAAUCUUCGAAUUGCGACGUAUACCUCCUAUCGACCUCGAGACCUAUCAUCGAAGACUGCUCGGCCAUUCGCUUUGCUCCCCUCCCUAACGCUUACAUGAGGGAAAGCGACAGGGACACGAAGAAUCAGUGGUCCAAUGUCGACGACUUCAAGUGGCUCAGAAACGAGCCGAGUCCACACUGGAGCCCCAUGGAACCCUCGGAACGAAUCGCGGAUAACGUGUGGAAAGACAUCGUACCGGGUGGACCAGAGCUGGGCGUCGAAAAUGUACUGGAGGCCGUCAACGUGCCGAAGUGA